Messenger RNA from Ixodes scapularis (black-legged tick), 1625 nucleotides. Its product is annotated as elongation of very long chain fatty acids protein-like. The coding region runs from base 90 to 941 and encodes 283 amino acids. Lineage: Eukaryota; Metazoa; Arthropoda; Arachnida; Ixodida; Ixodidae. Gene Ontology annotation, molecular function: fatty acid elongase activity. Gene Ontology annotation, cellular component: endoplasmic reticulum membrane. Gene Ontology annotation, biological process: very long-chain fatty acid biosynthetic process; fatty acid elongation, monounsaturated fatty acid; sphingolipid biosynthetic process. The transcript is spliced from 2 exons. The record is from RefSeq and is a predicted model, not a curated record.
ACUCACCAAACACGUUUGUGUGCCUGACAGCAACCUAGGAUCGACCACCUUGGACGCGGCACAGCGAGGUUGCCCGGACAACAGCCAAGAUGAACCUAACGUUGAAUCCCAUCACGUUUCUGAGCGAGAUACAAGAGAUGGGGGAUCCCAGGACCAGGAACUACCCCGUAAUCAUGAACCCGCUCUUCGUCUUUCCACUCAUUGCUUCUUACCUGUACUUCGUUAAAGUGGCCGGUCCCAGGUGGAUGAAAAACAGAGAACCCUUCGAAAUCACCAACAUCAUACGCGUGUACAACCUCGGCAUGGUGGCUCUCAACGCGAGGUUCCUCUACAUUCUUCUCAAGAAGACGUACCUACCAGGAGGACACUACAGCCUCUGGUGCCAAGGGAUCACCGGAUACAUGGACGAGGAGAUGAAGGGAUACUACGAAGGUGGUUGGUUCUUCGUAGCCGUGAAAUACAUCGACUUUCUGGACACUGUGUUCUUUGUGCUCCGAAAGAAGUUCACGCACAUCACGCAUCUGCACGUCAUCCACCACACCAUCGUUGCACUUAACGUCUGGUACUGGGGUCUGUUCGCUCCGGAGGGACAACCGGCUCUGGGACUCGGCCUUAACGUGUUUGUGCAUAUCGUUAUGUACUCGUAUUACUUUCUAGCAACGUUGGGUCCAAGUGUGCGUAAAUACCUCUGGUGGAAGAAGUACCUCACCAGACUGCAGAUCGCCCAGUUUGUCAUCAUCAUCCUUCAUUUGUCCAUUCCUCUCUACGUAGACUGCGGCUUCCCGAGGUACCUCGUUUACCUGGGAAGCGCUCAGACUUUUCUCAUACUGUGCCUUUUUGUAAACUUUUACAUUCAAGCGUACAUUAGACGAGCAAAUCCUGCCGUGAAGAGUGAACGUGUCGCGAACGGUAGUAAACCCGGCACCUCGAAACAGGACUAGAACUGAAGAUGUUAAGCUUAUUAGUUCGUUAAAGUUUGAUGUCCAGAAAAAGUUUACUGCUCAGUAGCUUCUAUGUUAGCCUACAGAUGAAUGAAAGUGGGAACGACUAGGUUUAGUAAUUGUUUUUUUUUUUUUACUUUUAAUAUUUUUAAGGCAUUUCCAGAAUUAGGAAAGCUCAAAAGAGACAGAAAAUUGCUUAAAUUUAACCAAGGACUACAACUCUGACAGAUACCGAAUUUUAAAAAGGUACUUACAUAAUCUAGUUUGUGAUAUACUCAAAUAAUAUUACAAAGUAUACGGUACAUACUUGAUUGUAUGCGGAUAAAUUUAGUUUUAACAUGGUUUACUUUCCCUUACUGACAGUUAGCGGCAUACUAGUAUAAACCUUUGCAAUUUUUCGGGUCUGCUUGAAAUCAAGCAGUUGUUGGCUACGUAAAUCGUCCAUGUACUGUGAUACAAAUGUGUGUAUGGCAAAGCAGAAAAGAGUUUCGAGGCAUUAAUGGUUAUUUAUUUUUAAACCUGUUUUCCUACUGUAGACAUACUAUACUUGAUAUAGCACCUUGCGAAAGUGGUGAAUGGGAUUGUAAAGUUUUUGUACAGGAUAUUAUGUUAUCACCACAUAUUGGAUUGUUUGCCUAAUUACACGAUCCUACUGUUUGAAUAAAUAUUAUGUUUGAUUCAAAA